Molecule: messenger RNA, 2135 nt
Organism: Castor canadensis (American beaver)
Lineage: Eukaryota; Metazoa; Chordata; Mammalia; Rodentia; Castoridae
Gene: Spmip4
Product: sperm microtubule inner protein 4
Cellular component (GO): centrosome
Source: RefSeq, a predicted model, not a curated record
GGCCGCAGGUGCGGGCCACGGCGAAAUUCCACGCCCCGCGGAGGCCCGCCGGCUCUAGGGAGAGGAAGGGGAGGCGCGGCGGGGUGGCGCUCCCGGGCUGAGGUCCCAGGUUGUGCCGUUUAGACAAGAAGCAUGGAGGUCAUUCAUGGCAGGCCCUACUGUUGCAGGGAGCUUGAAGGAUCUGACAUACUGUCAGACACCUUUUACUCUAAUGAACUGCACACUCCACUAGAAACAGCUACUCGUCCAACUGCCUCAGAGAACAGGUUUCAGGAAUUAAGGGAGUUAUUCCCAGAAUGCCGGCUUCCAUGGGGCGCCGAGAGGGAAUACGGUGGGAUCAUCCCAGUUGCACUCCCCGAGGAACACAGGCCCAAAUGUGAACCUCCUCCUGUCCUGGGCAAAGGACAUCAGCAUUAUGGAUUUGGUGGAGACAUGUGGUCAAGAAAGCUUCCUAUUGAACAAUUCUAUUAUUUGACACAGAACAAAAAAAGUGAUGUCUAUGAAAAUGAUUCUUUGCUGCCCAAAUCACCUAAUUCAACAGUAGAAGAAAUCUGCUUACCAUAUCCAAUUGAACACCCGUACCAUACACACACGUGUCGCUGUGCCCUGUUCCCAACCUUCACAUCGCCUAAGGACCUCUACACAGGCACUAAAGCCUGCACCCAACAGCCUUUUCCUCCCACAGUGCCAACCAAAGCCUACGACACAAUGGUUUUGAAGACAAGAGGUAACCCUUACAGAUAUGAACUGCUUGACUUUCCCAUGGAUUCAAAGAAGAAGGCAUUGACUUGGCCAGGUCAAGGUGUUUAUUAUGAUUUUCCUAAAUGUGCUGAGAAAAAUAAGCCAAUAUUCUACCCAAAACCUCCUAAGACCUAUGUUCCAAACACUUCUUUAAAUUCAUGGGAUUCUCUUAACUCUGUAAAAGAAGCCAACAUACAAAGAAAUCUUGAGAAGUCCCACUGGAUCACUUCAUAUACUCAUGAUUUUACAGGUCUGGGGCCCAUGAACCCUCUUGAACUGGAUGAUUACCAUGAAAAGGAGAUAGCAGAGCUAACUGGACAGAUAGGAUUUGACCCACAGCCUCAAGAAAAAUUCCAUCCUGUCUUAAAACCCUCCCGACCCUUGGAAGGGCGAAUUGCCCGACUUAUUCAGAACCGACGUCCUCUAGAGGCUAUUGUCCAGCAAGGAACAGCUUCCUGCCCAGAUUGUACUCCUAGAGUUUUAUGUACUUUUCAUACCUUCAUACCCAGUUCUACAGAAAUGAUGGCACUAAAAGAUAACACACUGUCUGGCAUGACUCAUAAAAAUCAAAAUAUCGAAGAGAAGAUUAAAGAACAAGACCUGUUGUCUACUUAUGCGCUCCCAUCUUGUGACUCAUCCAAAGAUCUGAAUACUGUUUAUGACAUAAAAUCACUUCCAAAAAUCACAGAUACUAAAAAGACAGAUGAUUUGUACUGGAGACAGCUGUUAUUAAAACCCCCACCCUCACCUUACUGUAAAUCAAACCACUACAUUCACUAUGAACAUUUUAAAUCUUCCAUACGUGAUCCAUAUGCUACAUGUCAAAACUCUAUUAGCCUUAAUAAGUCUAGUAUUUUACAAAAUAAACCACAUAUUGAUGCUUUCACUUUAGAACAUUUUUUAAGUAAGCCAGAAGAAAAGUUGAACUUGAACUUGGAAAACAACGAAGAAACAAGACCUAUUGUGGAUUGGAUUCCUAGAGCAGGAGUGGCCAAGCCUCAUACCAACUUGCUGGAUCUUAAGAACUCUUUUUCAAAAACUAAUGCGCAAAAUCGUUUCCAUAAUUCAGUUCUGGAAGACCACAAAGACCUCAGGGAUAAAGUGCAUUCAGGAAUGAAACAUCAAUUCUAUGGCCAUAAUUCCUAUUAUUUCUAUAAUUGAAAUAUUUCUUCUUCCCUUUAAAACCCAGCCAAUUACAAAAAAAGAAAAAAAUAUAACAGAAUUUCCUUCAUUUUGCUGGAUUCCAUUUCUAGAUUAAGCCAUAAUAAUCUUGCUAAUGAGGUUUAUGUUUUCAGGAAUUUAAGUUAGGAUCUGGUCAGAGGAACCCAGACAAAGGUGUGCUUCCAACUUCUAGAAAACUUUAAAAACUUGUCAAUAAAAUAUUAGAACCAGAA